UAGUAGUAUCCUUAUUCCACAAACUUGACUUACACACAUUAACCUGUAGUAUACUUUUUCAGUGAAAAAAAAAAACAACUGUAUUAUUGUAAGGUAAAAACAGAAACGUCUCCUGUGUAAUAACAUGGCGACUGCUGACAGUGUUUGUACUGAAUACAACACUGUCCCAGCCACCAGUGCAGAUGCAGAAAAUAUGCAGAUACCUAUUCAGACAUCAUAUCUGAAUGGGACACAAGGCACUGGAUAUACCAUGCGCCGCACCGUUUUCUUGUUUGACCGUCGUGAGGAAUGUUUGGACUCCAAAGAAAAGGCUUUACAAUUCAUAGGAGGCGAGACCUACCAGGAGUUUCGAAAUGCGGUGUGCAAGAUGUUUGAUAUCCCUUACGAUGACAGCUUUGUUAUUACAACAACAUACAGAAAGGAGAUCACGGAGACAAAUUUUAAUGAAAAUAUACAGGAUGGGGCUACAUUGUAUGUACUUAAAUGUGUUCAGCAGACACUUCAGUCUGCAACAAAGGAACGGAUUGAAUUUCUCCCACAUUAUGACACUCUGGUUAAAAGUGGAAUGUAUGAGUACUAUGCCAGUGAAGGACAGAAUCCUCUUCCUUUUGCCUUUGCUGAACUAAUUGAUAACUCAUUGUCAGCUACUGCUCGCAACAUCGGAGUAAGAAGCAUACAGAUCAGACUGUUAUUUGAUGAAACACAAGGGAAGCCUUCAAUUGCUGUUAUUGACAAUGGGAGAGGAAUGACAUCCAAACAGCUAAAUAACUGGGCAGUGUACAGACUGUCAAAGUUCACUAGGACUGAAGGAGUAGCUGAAAGUGAUCAUUCAGGAUAUGUGCGCCCCCCAGCUGUGCCUCGCAGCCUAAACAGUGAUAUCUCAUAUUUUGGAGUUGGUGGUAAACAAGCUGUUUUCUUCAUUGGGCAGUGUGUCAGAAUGAUCAGCAAGCCUGCGGAAUAUCAAGAUGUUCAUGAGCUAAUUAUUUCCAAAGAAGAUUUUGAAAAAAGAGAGAAAAAUAAAGAAGCAAUAUACAGUGGAUAUAUAAGAAACAGAAAGCCUGGAGAUUCAUCUCACAUUGCAAAUGAGGAUGAACGAUUUUUGCAUAAUCUGAUUAUGGAAGAGUAUGACAAGGAGAGUUUUACUACAGUUAUUGUAACGGUUGUGCAGCCUGAACAUAUCCAAUACCUGAAAAAUUAUUUCCAACUGUGGACUAGGCAGCUGGCACAUAUUUAUCAUUAUUACAUCCAUGGACCAAAAGGAAAUGAUAUGAUAAAUGAAACAAAAUAUACUGGACCAUUUAACAACAUUGAUAUUCAGAUUUCCAUGUUUGAAAAAGGAAAGUUACCCAAGAUUGUGAACCUGAGAGAGGUAAAAGAUGAUAUGCAGACUCUUUACAUUAAUUCAACUGCAGAAAGCUUUGAAUUUAAAACUCAUGUGGAGGGUGAUGGUGUAGUGGAAGGAAUCAUUCGUUAUCAUCCUUUCUUGUAUGAUAAGGAGACGUAUCCUGAUGACCCCAGCUUUCCUUCUCGGCCAUCAGAAGAUGAUGAAGAUGACUGUAUUGUAGUAGAGAAAGGAGCAAGAGGAAAGAGGCCAAUAUUUGAAUGCUUCUGGAAUGGAAGAUUAAUACCAUACACAACUAUAGAAGACUUUGAAUGGUGUUCUCCCCCCAAAAAGAGAGGGAUAGUGUCUGUGGAAUGCUACAACAGAAUUUCUGGUGCACUGUUUACUAAUGACAAAUUUCAAGUCAGCACUAAUAAAUUAACGUUCAUGGAUCUGGAGCUAAAACUGAAGGAUAAAAAUACACUCUUCACAAGGUUCAUCAAUGGACAGGAACAGCGAAUGAAAAUUGAUAGAGAAUUUGCUUCGUGGCUUAAGGAAUGUCAUGAGAAAUAUGACAAACAAAUCAAGUUUUGUGGCUUCAAAGGAAUUGUAACACGACAUGAAUUGCCAGCUAAAAGAAUGCAGCACCCUUGGUGUCAGUAUACAGCCAUUGAGUGGGAUGGCAAAACAUACAAAGCUGGACAGCUUGUUAAGACCAUCAAAACACAGCCAAUAAUCUAUGGAAGCAUUGUUCAUUUUCUUUUGUAUGGAUAUCAUGAUGGAGAUGUAUAUGCUACUGGAGGAGAAGUCCAAAUUGUUGUGGAACCUCAGUCACUGUAUGAUGAAGUAAAGACGAUUCUGAUUUCAAAACUCGAUAGAACUGCUUCUCCUACAGCCAUUAAGAAGUACAUUGAUGAUGAAAUGGCAAGACUUCCUGAUAGACUGUCUGUGACAUGGCCUGAGGGGGAUGAGUUGAAAUUCAGUGAGUCAAGACCAGCCGGAAUGCCUAUAGGUGCAUUGAAAGUUGAAAUAUUGAACAAAAAAGGGGAGACAAUGCAGAAACUUCCUGCCACAAGUCAUGGUGGAGCAAAGAAGCUACUCGUUGAGCUGAAGGUUAUUUGUCACUCUCCGGGUGGUGAUAAAGAAAUUGUCUCUCACAUUAGCCAGCAUGGUGGUAAAUGGCCAUAUUGGUUUAAAAAAAUGGAAAACAUUCAUAAACUUGGAAGUUAUACCUUAAAGUUACAGGCUGUUUUGAAUGAAAGCAGUGCAGAUACAUAUGCUGGAAGAAAGUUACCAAAUCUGACUUACAGAUUCAAUGUUGUAGAGGGAAAACCUGAUAAGUUUUCUGUGGGUGUUUUGGAUCCACCAUUCCGUGUUGGUGUUCCAUUUAACAUUCCUCUAGAUUUUCAGGAUGAAUUUGGUCACCCCACUUUCCCGACAUGUGAGAUGAAGCCUACUUUGGAAGCUAAUGGCCUGGAGUUGCAUUAUGAAGGCACCGUAUUUAAAGAAACAAGUUUUAUCAUUAAAGGAGUGCGAGCAAAAGGUCUUAUAAAUAAUUGUCUGGGCAAGAACUUUAAUUUAAAGGUAAUCCUGCCAGAUUUGAAAGAGAAUUCUCAAAUCUUAAAGUUCAGAUUACUGCCUGGUCCUCCUCAUGAACUUAGAGUGAAGCCAGAUUCUGCUGAGUUAAAGAUAGAAAAUGGAACUGCUAUUUCUUUCCAGGUGGAGGUGCUGGAUGAGUCUGGAAAUAUUACAACUCAACCAAAACUGACAGUACAUUGCAAGUUUGUAGGUGUUUCAAAUCUGCCCAUUUAUACUGUGGAUUGCAGCAAUACUGGGACAGGUGUUUUAACUGGUCCAGUUAUCCAUGUGCAGAAUAUAAAAAAAGACCAUACAUUUAAAGCAAAAAUUGAAAUACCGAGCUGUAAAGAUGUACCUUCAGUGGAGAAAACCAUUAAGCUUCUACCCAGCAAUCGUGUGGCUAAGCUGCAGAUUUUUAGCUUGGAAGGGCAGAAAGUCAUUCAUAUUUCACAUCAAGAUGAGAUAGUCUGGGAUGCUGGUGAUGCUAUUCAUCAUCUGAUCUUCCGCAUGUACGAUGAGGCUGACAGAGAAAUCACUGUGAAUCACACUGUUGCUGAAAAAAUUAAGGUUAACUGGACUCCCAAGAUAAACAGAGAUCACCUAGUUCAAGGAUUGUUACCUAAUGUAACUGUUCCAACGUCUGUGAAAGAUGUUCGCUACUGUCAGGUGUCCUACCAAGAUGACCAAGUUUCUCUGGAAAGUGCUUUUACAGUAAAACCACAUGCUGGUGAACCUAAGCUACUUAAGUGCACAAUUAAAGGGUCAAAUACAGUUCAGAUGGGAGAAGAAAUGGAUGGAGAAAUUGAUGUUGCAGUAACUGAUCAGUAUGGCAACCAGGUGGAAUCAUUGAAAUCAUCAUGUGUGAAUUUGUUAAAGAUAUCCGGAGAUGACCUGGAUGAGGAAGGCCUAAAAGUAACUUGGCAGGCACAGACACAAACAAUGUGUGUCAAAGGAAUACAGUUUGCACCUGGAACUCCUGGAAGCAGAGAAUUAAAUUUUGUUUGGCAAGAUUGUUCAGAGAGUAUAAAAAUUCAACUGAUUUCUGGUCCUCCUUCUCAGUUUACUCUUGUGGACUGGCCAGAGGAGCCGAUUUCAAUUGUCAGUGGAAAACAUCUAACCCAGCCUCUUAUUGUCCAGUUAUGUGAUCAGUGGGGGAAUCCUUCUUCUGAACCCAAUGUCAGAGUUUCUCUUACGAAAGACAGUCAUUUAAAGAUUAUUCCUGCUGCACAGCAACAGAAAACUGAUGACAAAGGCAGGGUCAGCUUUGGAAAGUUUCAAAUUACUGCAUCCAGAGGUGAGCACAAAUUACAACUGAAGGCCAUUUUUAAUAAGAAUACACUGGAGGGUCCUGCAAUUAAAAUGAAUGUCAUCCCUGACCCAGAGAAACCUGUUGCUUUACUUGUGGAAUAUGAUAAAAGUGCCUGUUUUCCUGCAGGAGGUUUUCUGACAGAGUUUGCUGUUAGUGUCCUUGCUGAAGAUGGGAGCACAAUGAAGAAUGUCAGUGCAGCUCGCCUCACAAUGAAGAUCUGGAAGGGAAAGACUGGUGGUUCAACCCCUCCAGCAAGUGCUAUAACAUUGAACUGCAGCAAAGGCAAAGACAUUGAUAAAGAAGGUUGCUUUUAUUUCAGAGACAAAGUUAUUCCAGAUCGAGUGGGGCACUACACCAUUCAGUUGGUUUACUUGAUUGACAAGACCACUACACUGUACAGUGAACAGAUUAUAAUCGAUGUGGAGGCCAAUGAACCAGUGAAAUUAAUGCCAGAUACCCAGCCGGGUACUCCUGCUGUUUCAAAUGUUCGGAGUGUUGCCAGUCGCACUUUGCUGAAGAAUCUCUGCUUGAAAAUUAUGGAUGAAUAUAAUAACCCAACAGCAACCCAUGCAAAUGGAAAAGUUAUUGUAAGAAUUAAAAGUAGUAAUGAAGACUCUGAGAUUCCACAAUUUGUGGGAAAUACUAGCACAGUAGAUUUUCCUAUCGGUAAAGGUCUGGCAGAAAUUUCAAACUUGGUGCUUGCAGAAAAUAGCCCUGGAAGAGACAGCACAGAGUACUUCUUGGUGUUCGAACCUGUCUUGCCACCCACAGCUGUUAAAAAUCCUCUUCCUUCAUACCUUUUGCCCUUUAUGUUUUAUAAUGAUUUUAAGAAGCAGCAACAGAUGGCAUCACUGACAAAAGAGAGAGACCAACUUUCUCAGUCUGUUUUGGCAUAUCGAAGUUUGUUUGAGACCACAAAUCAACUCAUCAGUGAGAUGAAAUGUCAGGCGCAAGAAGCAGCAAUGAAGGAAGCCCAUUUGAAGAGUGAACUUCAGAAACAAGACAUAGAUGUCACUGCAACGAGUACAGUGUCACAGAUUGACUUAUUACUAAAGCAAAAGGUGUCUAACCGAGAAACUGUCCUUAAACAACCCAGAAGAACAUGCACUUUAAUAAACUACCCCAAAGGAAAUCCUGACGUUUUGGGGAAGAUUGGGCACUUAGCACAAGUUGAAGAAGAAGAGGCAGCGAAAGUUGUCUCCUGGCACUUAGCUAGUGAUAUGGAUUGUGUCGUUACCUUGACCACAGAGGCAGCUCGGAAAAUCUAUGAUGAAACCCAGGGUCGCCAGCAAGUUUUGCCACUGGAUUCUAUUUUUAGGAAGACACUUCCUGACUGGAACAGGCCUUUACCUCAUUUACGAAAUGGGAAGAGUCAUUUCAGGCCUCUUGGCAAUCCUGUGUUUGUCCGGGACCUUCUUAUUUUUCCAGACAAUGUGGAACACUGUCAACUAGUGUUUGGAAUGCUUUUAGGAGACACCAUUCUGCUUGACAGUCUGGAUGCUGCUAAUCACUACAGAAAAGAGGUCGUUAAACUUGCACAUUGUCCAACUUUGCUAACACGAGAUGGAGACAGAAUUCGAAGUAAUGGCAAGUUUGGAGGCCUUCAAAACAAGGCACCUCCACUGGAUAAACUGCGAGGAAUGGUAUUUGGAGCCCCUUUGCCAAAAGCAUACCAUACUUUGGGAUUACAGAUAGAUCUUCUGCAACAGUAUCGUAGUGCAGUGAUUAAGAUGAGUAAUGUAAAGCAAGAACUUGACCAACAGCUGGAAUACCUCAGCUCUCCUGAAAUGAACAAGAAAAAAGAAGAACUUGACGACCAAGAAAAGCAUCUCAAACUUUUGGAAGAGAAACUGGGUAUGACUCCACGACGUACAUCAGAGUCCGGAUUUAAGUCUGGUUCAGAUGCAUCUGAUAACGAAAGCCCUGUACCAGUAAAAAGAAUGAGAAGAGAAACUGCCAAGAAAACGUACAGCACAGAGGAAUGGGUUUCAGCUCCCCUGAAGAAACAACCACUGGAACCAACUAUGAUGACAAGAAAAAGAAGAUCUUUAAAUACAUAAGAAUAGCAAAAGAUUUUUUUUUAUUAAUUAUUGAAAGUUUAAUGGAAACAUGUAAAUACAUUAUAAAAACAGUAUUGUUUUUGAGAACAUUUUAUAAUGAAGUCUAAAGUGUUGGUAUGUUGCUGCUGCUUUCCUUGUUGGUAUUUAAAUGUUACUUCUGCAUUUUUGCAGAUUUUAUUUUUUUCUGAGUUUUAUUUCUUAACAUUUAGAAUAGUUCUAUGAAUCUGUUCUUUAAGUUAGAAAUAAAAUUCAAAUACUGUUAAUUUUUAACAAAACUGAGAA
Molecule: messenger RNA, 6550 nt
Organism: Protopterus annectens (West African lungfish)
Lineage: Eukaryota; Metazoa; Chordata; Ceratodontiformes; Protopteridae
Gene: SMCHD1
Product: structural maintenance of chromosomes flexible hinge domain containing 1
Exons: 48
Coding region: 125-6268 (2047 amino acids)
Biological process (GO): double-strand break repair; chromosome organization
Cellular component (GO): chromosome
Molecular function (GO): ATP binding; protein binding
Source: RefSeq, a predicted model, not a curated record